AUGAUGUACGGUUCCUCUUGCCACGAGGACAGCUUCCUCGAUGCCAUCCUCGAUGAGCUCACGGUGAAUCCAUACAGUGAUCUCCACACGGUGCUCGCACGUGUGGAGCGAGCCCAGACGGCAGAAUCACAUGUGGCGCGAAUGAAGCAGCGAACGGCAGAGCAGCAGGAGGAGCGCGCGGCCCGCCUGCGGAGCGAGUGGGCGUCCGCGACGAGGCAUCAGAGCCCCGUUUCAAGAGCUGGCUCGCAGCACUCCCUAUCACUGGAGGCUCUCACUGCGAGCUCUUCAGCGUACUUAGACAGCCUCGCUCGCGCCGCAGAUCGCGAGCUCAGCGCGUCGCUGCGAGGUGCGUCCAACACGUCGGGACCGCCUCCCUUAUGCGCGCCGACAAAGCUUGCUGCCGAGGCACUGUCGCCUCUCACCUCGGCCCUCUCCCUCUCCCACGUUUGCGAUGAGCACGAGUCGAGUGUGCUGCGCAGCGCGUACGUCCACCUGCUUCCGUACAUACUCGCUGUGGCGGCUCCUCCCGCUACACGCUCUACUUCAUUUGCCCUUGCUACCUCUUCCACCACCGUAGCAGUCGCAGCAGGCGGUGGGUCUGAGUCAGUGCUGCCAUGGUAUGCGGUGCACACCGGCGACAGCGCCGUCCGUGAACUGCUCUCCCCGUACAUGAGCUCUGUCGUGGGACCGCUGGAGAAAGAGCUGCGCUUCCACUUUACCGCUGGGUGUGACACGGCAGCCAUGCACGAACCGCAGCACUUCUUCUCUUUUCUGAUCGAGUGCUUCCAGCGGCAGCAGCGCAUCGUCUCGGAGCAGUGGGCGGCGUCAAGGUUGCAAGACAGCGAGAGCGACGCUGCCCUUCGUCUUCUAGAGUCGGUGAGUCAGGUAGUACUCAGUGCCACGGCCGUGGUUGUGUUCCAGGAAUGCUACGGCUGGCGGCCUUGUUCGGCGCUGUCGCGCCACAAGGACUACGUUGUGGUCACCGUGAACGCCGUGCUGGACUUUGUAGCGUCUGCAGAGGGGCGGUUGUGCAGAGACUCGGUGCAGUUGCUCGUGGAACACCUGUUGGCGGAGGAAGUGCUCCAGCUGUACGCCCAAUGUGCAGCGGACAUGGCCGUGGCGGCACUGCGCAAUGGCGCGGCGCGGCUGUGGAGGCGGUCGUUCCUGAUGGAGGGGGCGGGUCGCGCAUCGUUCCCGCUUUACACGUGCAGUUUGCACCUCGUGCGCUCGCUCGAGGCGUUCCAGCGGCGUCUUCUCAACUCGCUACUUCUUCUGCGCGGCUCGUGGGCGGAACUGGUGUGGCGCAGAAGUGUGGAGCCGGCGCUUUUGGCCUUCCUUGGGAUUGUGGAGAAACAGGCUCUGCCGGCUGUGGAGGACGCGGCCGCAGCCUCCUGGGGGUCUGUCCUGUCCCUCCAGUGGUGUGUGGCGAGUGUGCAGGUUGUGGCAGCCGCGGCAGAAGACUGGCUUGGGAUGCUGCGAGAAAGCUGCGUCGCCACGGCCAGCUCCGCCUCCUCACCCUCCUCCCUCAGUAAGUCAGAGACACUGGAUGCGCUGAUGCGGUUUCGCGAUCAACUUGCUCGGCGCUCGGCCGAGCACGCACAGCACCUAACACGGCAGCUCUGCACGCCCCAGCCCGGGGAUGCAGCGCGGGCUGCACGGGUGCUGCACGGUGCCGAAGAGUUCCUCAAGCUCACGGGGGAACUGCCCGAUAGCGCCUCAGCUCCCUACAUUGUGCACGAUUUGGUGCACGGUGUCCUGCAGAAGAACCUCUCGCCGGAGCACAGGGCUGAGUUGCUGUCGUACACAAAGAGGUGUGGUCUGCAGCGCUUUGCACAGCUGCUUGUCGCGUGA
Messenger RNA from Leishmania mexicana MHOM/GT/2001/U1103, 1851 nucleotides. RefSeq lists its product as hypothetical. NCBI's taxonomy places the organism in Eukaryota, Euglenozoa, Kinetoplastea, Trypanosomatida, Trypanosomatidae. The coding region runs from base 1 to 1851 and encodes 616 amino acids. The record is from RefSeq and is a predicted model, not a curated record. The transcript has a single exon.